Cryptosporidium ubiquitum is the source of this 1365-nucleotide messenger RNA. Its product is annotated as homeobox domain-containing protein. The transcript has a single exon. The coding region runs from base 1 to 1365 and encodes 454 amino acids. Gene Ontology annotation, biological process: protein dephosphorylation. Gene Ontology annotation, molecular function: protein serine/threonine phosphatase activity. The record is from RefSeq and is a predicted model, not a curated record. Lineage: Eukaryota; Apicomplexa; Conoidasida; Eucoccidiorida; Cryptosporidiidae.
AUGAAAAAUAAUUAUGACAGUACUAAUAAGUCGUAUCAAAGUUCAUUGAAAAACGAUGGGCUAAACGCGAAACAUUCUAACAUGAACAGUAAUUCAUCAUUUGCCUGCGAAGAACUUAAUGAUUUAAAUUAUAAACUCGACGAAGAAUGUGGUUGGUAUGUUGGCGAUAAUUCCGUAUGGCUUUAUAGCCAAGAUAAUGAUGUCUACUAUAGUAGCUCAUUAUCAAGAUUAUUUAGACUUGACCAGGAGAAAUUUAAAUUGAUUGAAAUGAGUACGAACUCUGAGCUUAAAGAAGUCUCAAACAAAGAAAUUAGUGUUGCUAAUUUAGAUGAUAAAGAUGAAUUUACACUAUUUUUGGAAAGGGAGAUUCAUGCAGGAACUAGUGUAAUUCCAAGUCCAAUCAAGAAUUUGGAAUUGUGUGAAGAUAGAUAUAUUACAAAGAAGCAAUUUUUCUUUAAUUCAAAAUUUCAAAGCCCAAUUACACUUUUUUUUAGUGCACUUUUUGAUGGCCAUGCUGGCAUUAAUUGUGUUGAAUAUGUCCAUAAAAGACUUUUAACAAAUAUUUGUGCCGUUUUUUCUCAGCAUAUGGGGCGAUUCAGUGAUAAAGAAUCAUCUUAUCGGGGUAAAAAUUGUAUUUAUGAAACGGAUAGCACUCAAAUUUUUUCUUCGCAUGUAGUCGAAUCUUUGUGUAAAGGAAUUACCAAAGGCUUUGAAAUAACUAACAAUAAUUUUCUUUCAAUUGCAAGGAAAAAUGAAGUAUUUGAUGGCACAACUGCGCUAGUGUGUAUAAUUUUUGGGCCGGAUCCUAUUGAUGACAAAUUAAAACUUGUUAUUGGUAAUUGUGGAGAUUCAAAACUUAUUCUUGGAUACAGAAGUGAAAAUAACUCAAUUUCAGCAAAAAGAUUGACAAGAAUUCAUAGACUCAGCGAUAUUAAUGAACGAACAAGAAUCGAGAAGGCAGGAGGAAAAGUUGAAUUUUGUAAUGGCGCAUGGAGAGUUCUGGUAAAGAAACAGCAAAGGUAUAGCUUUGAUAUUAGUGCUAAAUGUAUUGGGUUGUGUACAUCCAGAAGCAUUGGAGACAUAUAUAUGAAGGAACCUCAAUUAUUAUGUAUUUCAGAUCCCGAAAUUACAGUUCACGAAAUUGACUUCGACAACGAUUUAUUUCUAAUAUUAGCAACUGACGGAAUUACCGAUUUUUUUAGUGACGAAGAAUUAGUAGGGAUUAUUAAAAAAAACUUAAGAUCCUCUCCGAUUGAAGCUGCCGGCGAGCUUACAAAAGAGGCUGAGAAAAAAGGUAGCCUAGACGAUAAGACAGCGACAGUAAUUUAUUUCCAAUGGUCUAUAUCCAAACUAUUGAACAAUUGA